UAGCUGUCAAAUACGAUAUACAUAAUUAUACAAAUUUUCCUGGAUUUGAGAUCUGUUUGUUUCGUAAAGUUGCGAAAAGUAUAGUGUCUCUGAAGCAUUCUCUGGAGUGAUGAAAAAAAAACCACUUAAUUUGAAGUGAAUAAAAUCAUUGAAUGAUUGGUGUAAUUAGUAAACAACGAAGUUUGCCAACGAUUUUGUGGCCGGUUUAGCACCUCACAAGAAACAUUUAAUUACUAAUUACUUUUGAAAAAAUUGCUUUGUUUACAUCUAAGAAGAUGCUGGAAAAAUGACAUAGGAAAAUAAGACCCAUGGAACUUAAUUGAUAAGUUGAACAACAAAUGACAAUGAUCUAGCUAAGAAGAGUGUUUUGUUUGGAAAAGUUUUAGGUUAAGUGAAAAUAAACUGUGAACAAUGUUGUGUUUGAAAAAAGUUUUUCAUGAUGAAAUGCUCCAACUUGCUCUUAUAUUGAGCUUGUUGAGAGUUGAUAUGAACUCACAUUUGAUACCUAAUUUGGUAGAUAAUAUUGAGAGUUUAGAUUUAGACAAUGGUACCAGUUGGAGAGCUUUUUCACCUGGCUUAUUAAGAUCUCAUUAUGUACAUCCGAAAAGUUUGGAUGCUAUCUUACUUAACUAUGAGAGAGAUUUGUUCGAUGACUUGAAUUCACUGGGAAGGUAUAAUCGGGACUAUGUGAGACACACUGAUGUGACAACCUAUUUACUCAAUAUUGAAAGAGGAAAUCUACCCUCAACCCCACAAGAACCUAUUGAAGGAAGUCAGAGUUCCCAAGCAGAACCUGGAAAUGUUACAGAUGCACUGUCAGCCAGUGAGAGUCUUGAUCCAGAUUCAAAUUCUAAUGACUCUAGUGCAGAGUUAACACCAGAGGAUAUGAAACUCAUAGAGAUCCUGUGGAAGCAGGAUGUGGAUCUCGGAUUCUCUAUGGAUGUGAAUGAGGAGGAAGAUCCGAAAGCAACGUCUGCCACUAGUACUAUCUCAAAAACUGAUGAAAAAGAUAGGGACGAAACAAUCCUCAAAGAAGAGAAAAAAGAAAAUGAUUCUGAAGAAGAGACCGAAAACAUUGAGGAAGAUCCAUGGGAAGGAUUGAAAUAUGUCGUUGACACGGAAACAGGGGAAUAUGUAGUCAAGGCUGAACAGGAAGAAGAGAAUUUAGUUGCAGAAUGUGUAUCACCACUUGCUCCUCUGCCUUUAGAGGAUCUGCCUCUGCCUCUUGAGGAAUUCCUUCUGGAUGAAGCUCUUGGGUUGGUCGAUUUAGACAUCGAACAGCUCAAAGAGGAACCGAAUCGCGAAUCUGCCGAUACAGAAGUGGGCUCGAGCAGUACAGUAGCCGAGUCUUCAAGUUCCUUGUCAGAAAUCCCUGAUGUUUUAUCCCAAGAUUCUCAGGAAAGUCUAGACGCCUUGACAGAUAUGAUUCAGACGCCUCAGUUUCACCAUCCCCAUCAUAGGGCAUUCCAGAGCCGAAUGCCCUUCAUGAGAACGAUGAGCAUGGAACAGAGAUGGCAGGACCUGGCCAACCUCCUAAGCUUUCCCGGGCCGACGGACGGUGGCGCUAUGCACCAUCCCUUCAACCACCACCAUCACCUGCACAAUUACAAUCACAGCCACCCCCACAGCAUGGGCUACGGGACGGAGGCGACUCGAGGGGUGCUUUUGCAUAACGCCACCCUCGCCCCACCUAUGGGCGACGUCAACACAACCGUGCCUUUCAAUAAUUUAGGUGGCACAAAUUUGGGAAAUGCUGUAGCUACUUCGAUGAACUUGACAAACAGCAGUGAACCUAUGGGUGAAUCUAGUUCCGGACAUCACUAUAAAUUGGAACCCAACCAUGAUGCUAUGUACUAUCAGAAUAAUGGUUCUUCGGAGUUCAACCAAACUGAUGGAUUUCUUUCCUCGAUAUUGAACGAUGAGGAUCUACAGCUGAUGGAUAUGGCAAUGAAUGAAGGUAUGUACACGAUGAGGAUGCUGGAGACUAACAAUACUCCAAGCAGUAACGUGAACCUUUGUUCCGGAGUGGCCAGUGGCUCCUCUCCGAUGAGUAGAUCAGAAAUGGAACGAGUUGACACCUCCAGUGAUAGUGCAGUUAGUUCCAUGGGCUCCGAGAGGGUUCCAUCUUUGUCCGAUGGAGAGUGGUGUGAUGCCGGUUCAGAUUCUGGCCACAACAUUGGUGAACAUUACGUGACUGAUUACCAAGCCAAAUACAGACCCUACGACUACAGCUACUCGAACAGGCAACACAACCUGAGUACUACAGAUCCUGGUAGGUUACCAGUGGCGCAGAAAAAACACCAGAUGUUCGGCAAGCGUUAUUUCCAGGAACAAGGCUCUGCGACCGCCAUGGCUCAACCCCCUACCCCGGUGAAAUACGAGUAUAGAGAUCCUGCUGUUCCGGCCACGUCUUUCAGUAGCAUACCCCAUCAAGUGGAGGAGGAUGGGGCGAAACCUCCAGAAAUGAAGUAUUCAUGUACAAUGGAAUUCAACCGUCAUCAUCCGAUGGUCCGCAAUCCCAUAUCUCAUAUUGCACAUAACCACACGUAUAAUCUUCCUCCUGAAAGUUCGGGUGUCAUGCCUAGGCCUAUGUCGAGGGAUAAGACUAAAUCGAAAAAAUCGAACGAGGAACAUCUCACAAGGGACGAGAAGAGGGCUAGGGCUCUCAACAUACCCAUUACCGUUGACGAUAUCAUAAAUUUACCCAUGGACGAAUUUAAUGAGAGAUUAUCGAAGUAUGACCUGAGCGAAGCUCAACUUAGUCUCAUCAGAGACAUCAGACGAAGAGGCAAGAAUAAGGUAGCCGCCCAAAACUGUCGAAAACGAAAACUGGAUCAAAUAAACACUUUGGCAGAUGAGGUGAAAGAGAUGAGAGAUCGUAAAAUGAGACUGAGGUCAGAGUACGAAUACCAUACUAAUGAACUGAAGAGAAUGAAGGACAAGUAUCAGCAGCUCUACAGACACGUAUUUCAGAAUCUGAGGGAUCCUGAUGGAAACCAGUAUUCACCUUAUCACUACAGUUUGCAGACAUCUGCAGAUGGUUCUGUCAUAGUUGUACCGCGAUCUAAUUCGACCCAUAACCCAAGUGAAAAGAAAGAACAUAUGCAGGAUCACAAGAACGGCUAGGGUGCUUCUGCAUUGUUUAACCGGCCUUUUCUUCAGUUUGCUCAAGUUGUGCCGGUUAGCAAUUUUUUUUUAUGAUUCGUACCAAGUUUCUUGUACACCACACGUUCCUGGGCAUUUGAAUAUAAUAUUUGGUGCUACCGUUUUCGUUUUUACAACUCAGAGUUCAGAUGUAUCAGUUACAAAAAUAGACGGGUCAUUGGAAUUUCACACUGGUCGCCAUUUUGUCCAAAAGUGAUCACUUGGAAUAAGGUGGUUAAUUAUAUUUGUAUAAAGUUGAAGUGCUUGUAUUGGAAGUAACCACUUUGAAUAUUGGCAACUGGUUAAUUAACAAACACUAGAUACAUAUAAAUACUUACUAUAUUUUUGUAACGCAAAAAACACUUUGUUGGGUGAUUAAUAAAACUAUGCCUUCAUAUGACGCUGUACAUAUUAGAUAUAAGAGAUUUUGAAUAUUUAUGUGAUUGGUGUAGGGCAAAUAAUCUUAAAAAGUAGCUUAAAAAACAAAUCUAAAUGAACUGGUUUGUUAGUUUUGUUUUUUGAAUGUGACCCAUACAAAAUUGAAUUGAAGUUUCUUAACUACCUGUACUUAUAAACAGUACAAAUAGAGAUCUAUAGUUAUAAACAAAACCAUUGUGUUACUUUUUAGUAUUCGUGAUGCGUUUAGUGAAUAAACCUGACCUUAAAUUUCAUAUUUUCUUUUCACAUAGUAAUCCUCCAACAUUUUCAUUAAAAUAGGUUUUGUACAUUGUAUAUUAUAAGCUUAGAAUGUAUAGGUUGGUCCUUUUGGAUAGGUGGUAUUCGUAUGAAUAUUAUUCUUCUGAAGUGUAUUCUUAGAUCUUUAACACAUGACAUUUUUUGGAAAAUUAUUUUGGUUUUCUAACCAAUAAAGAUCUCUGCAACAGUA
Coccinella septempunctata (seven-spotted ladybird) is the source of this 4030-nucleotide messenger RNA. It is a transcript of the gene cnc, whose product is annotated as segmentation protein cap'n'collar. The record is from RefSeq and is a predicted model, not a curated record. The coding region runs from base 412 to 3126 and encodes 904 amino acids. Gene Ontology annotation, molecular function: RNA polymerase II cis-regulatory region sequence-specific DNA binding; DNA-binding transcription factor activity, RNA polymerase II-specific. Gene Ontology annotation, cellular component: nucleus. Lineage: Eukaryota; Metazoa; Arthropoda; Insecta; Coleoptera; Coccinellidae. Gene Ontology annotation, biological process: regulation of transcription by RNA polymerase II. The transcript has 13 exons.